CCGGGGGGAGCGGCCAAGAACCGCGUCCGCCCCGGCCGGGAGAGGCGGCGGGGCCCGGCAGCUCUCCCCGCCGCCCCCCCCCGCCGGCGCAGCCCCUUGGCUCCGGGACCGGCGGCGGCCAUGGGCAGCGGCAGCAGCCGGCGGCGGGCGGCGGCGGGGAGCGCGGCGGCGCCGGCGGGCAGAGCGGCGGCGGCGGCGGAGAACCGGGAGCUGCUGGAGACGGUGCUGGCCGAGUGCGAGGAGGCGGCGGCGGCGGCUCUGCCCGCCCCCGGUCGCCGAGCCCCGGCCGCCGGCGGCAUCCUCCCGCCCCGGGACGCCGGGCGCUGCGGCGGGGGCGGCGGCGGCGGCGGCGACCCCCCGCCCGAGCAGGCGGCUUUGUCAACCAGAAGCCCACCAGGCCCAGAGAACAACAACGCUGACCAUCACAGAUGCCCACAGAGGAACAGCAAGAAGCCGUCGGGAAAGUCCACAAUAUCAUACGAUUACUCAGAGGAGGAGCUUAUGGCAAGCAUCGAGCGGGAGUACUGCCGCUGAUCCCAACCCCAUGUCACAAGAACGUCAAGCACGUUCCUGGAGGCCCAGCUGGAGCAAAACUGCUGCUGACAAAAUAACCCCUCGCACAGUGAGAUGGCACGGGAGAGGUGGGUGGUGAAGGGAGGUGAAGCGUGAGAGGCAGUGUGGCUGCUUGGGAAGCACGGAAGAGAAAACCCCUCCUGACCAUCUCCGAGUGAGAGCGUGAAGAUCCUCACCAACUGCUGAUUUCUGAUCGGUGCCACUGGAAGAGGGACCCAUUCGUCCUGCGAAUCAAUAUUUAGAAGCUCAUUUCUAAAUGAUAUUUACAAAUUAAGACAUACUAGAAUUGAAGUGUCAUACUAGAAUAGAAGUGUUGAGACAUAGUGCUUUGAAGGAAGAUCUUGUUUUGUCUUAGCAGGGGAAAAAAAAUGCAGUAAAAUCAUUUGACUCAGAUCUCACUUAAGGGGUAGCUGCAUGAAAUUCAUGUUCCUGCCACUUAAAGCAGGUCAAAUUCACUCCUUGUCCUGUGCAAGCCUCCGGUCCAGGUCUGAAUUUGGCACUGUCUCUUCGAACAUAGUCCUCUCUCCAGCAUGGGACACAAGAUGAAAAGGGGAAUGAGCCCACCAUCCAGCACGUACGCAGUGUCAUCCCAGAGUUGAAAUCCCACCACUUAGGCAAACGAGGCUCCUGGGAGCCGUCAGGGAGCAUAGGAUUUGUACAGUCCCUUUGGGGUGGGAUCCCAGCAUUGGCGUGGUACCCAGGGCUCCUUGGCAUGGAUCCUCCAGCAAAAGCAGGAGGCACGUCCCUGGUGCUGCCUCGCUGCGGGCAGCGAUCAUCCAUCUUGAGAGGGACUUGCACGCUAUUGCAGAGCAGCUGUUUGUGAUCGGUUUUCAGAAUUAUCCAUCCUGGCCUUCCCGUUUAUUUCUUGUAGGUAACCUAGAAGAAAAAUCACUACAUUUUACCAUUAGCUGACUGGAAAGUAAAACAGAAAGUUGGCUCUCCAAAGAAAAUGGUUUAUUUUCAGUGCUCCCUGACAGGGAAGCCUGGUAUUUUAGGGUUUCUGCCUUUAUUUUACCUGCAUCUUAACGUAUUAGCUGCUUAUUAUCAGAAGUAGAAAAAUACCUUAUUUCUGUCUUCAGCUGAAGCAUAAAAGAGAUCAGAUGAAAUCUUCACAUAGACUGGGUAAAUGCAAGAGGGAAUAGCAGGACACGUCUUAAGAUGCUGCAUUUUAACUUCUUUGUAAUUCCCGGUAUCUGUGAAACAGAAAUAAAUGCAUCUGUAUUCUAUGUAA
This is a messenger RNA of Harpia harpyja (harpy eagle), 1804 nucleotides long. It is a transcript of the gene CYS1, whose product is annotated as cystin 1. The record is from RefSeq and is a predicted model, not a curated record. NCBI's taxonomy places the organism in Eukaryota, Metazoa, Chordata, Aves, Accipitriformes, Accipitridae. The transcript has 3 exons. Bases 121 to 534 code for a protein of 137 amino acids.